AUGAGUUGAGAAUCUAAGGUUUUAUGUACAGAUCAUGGAUCUUCUUGGUUCUGGAGGGUUGAAGGAGAAACAUAUUGUUGUUUAUAUAUAUGUGAUGGAUUAUAAUAUAUGUAAUAUGUAUACAUGUUUUGGACUAAUACAAUUUCUUAUAAUUCACAAUGUUGUUGCAUCUCAACUUUGUGAUUAUUUACCUUUUUUUUUUUUUUUUUUGGGUUUUAGCCACUGAUGGUUUUGCCUAUCUAUGGUAUAAAUAUAUUGUAGCAAACAAGGAUUGUAAAAGGUUUAUGUUAAUCCAGAUUUAGACUAGAUGGACCAUUAUGGAUUAGGGGAUUUGUGGAGUCUUUUAGUCUGGAUCUAAGUAGCGAGAGCGUGAAAGCGGAAAAAUCUAGGCGGGAGCUCGGAGCGUGAGAGAGGCACCGGUUUAGAAGAAUUGUGGACUGGAUGAGGCUUUGUCAAGUUCCUCCGGGUCUCCAAGGUCCAAGGAUGUUGUGUGCAUGAGAGUUGAACUUCUUGGCAUUAACAUCAGACUUUUACACUAGUGUCUGAUUGAUUAAAAUUUGUUUGUAAAAUUCCAGAAUUUAUUUUUAUGAAUUUGAUUAUGUGAGGACUGUUUAGAGUAAACCUUUGCAGGUGUCUGUUUCGAUAUCUCUCAGAUUCUUUCUAGGUUCCUCACUUAACUUAUUGUAGUAACUUUCAUCAGGCAUUCUUGUUCUUCUUUAAAUGUUGAUGUUGCUUACCAUUAAGCUCUGUAUGGUAUGGUGGAUACAAAAUUAAAGUUGAAGGAAACAUAGGAGGAGCGAAGUAGGUAACUCACCCUUCUUUUUUUUUUUUUGGUAUGGUAUGGUGGAUACAAAAGGAAUGGGUAUUGUGUGGUUUUACCAUUAUAUCAUUACAUAUAGAAGGGAUUUUUUUUAAGGUAAAAGCAUAAUAUAGAACAUGGGGAGCCAUUCCUAUCGUCUUUUCCUCCGACUUUGGAGGGAAGAAUACAAUGGGCCUGAAGGGAAAGGAUUCCCCCUCCUCUUUUCUCUUUCUUUUACCAUUCCAUCUUACCGCAUACCAUGGAAACUCUAUUGUUUGCUUCCCUUUUCUCUUCCUCCGCAUUCAUCCCUCGUGCACUUUAUUCAUAUCAAUUAGAUCACUAGUGAAGAUAAUUUCACAUCAAAUCUUCCCAAAUUUCUUGGCUUGUUAGUUUUUGUUUUUGUUUUUUUUGUUUUGUUUUUUUUUUUUCCCGAAUGGUAAAAGCAAACACACACACCCUUUUUGCCUACGUCCGGGCUCGAACCCCUCCCCUCCUCUUUAAGGAUAGGGAGAUUAUACCGCUAAGCCAAAGGCCCUUUGGUGGGUUAUUAGUUAUUACCAGCACCAUAUUAACUCUAUUUGUGGCUGAAAUAACAGCUAUCUCCAAGUUUCGGCUAUUUGUCAAGCUUAUUCACUAUCUGGAACUAGAAGUAUAUCCUACUAUAUCAUCUUCUUGAUGGUCUUUAAUUUACAAGGUGAUAUUCCCUGGAGAGUUGGGAUUCGAUGAUAGUGGGGUAGACUGUAGAGAGAGAUCUGGCAGUGGGAGGCCUAAGAUUGUGAGUUCCAAUCCAAAGGCUCUCAAAAUUUUAAGAAGAAUAUCAUAUGUAAAUGACUUCAUGCCCUUGUAUAUCACUCCUGAGGACGUGAUGCCUUGGAGAGCCCAAUGUCAAUGUAGCUAGGGAUGCCAGUCUUCAGAGGAGUGUCGUUGUUGGUCUAGUAAACUCACUGCAUGUGCCAUAUGUCAGGGAGAUGACAUCAGCUCUCCCUCUCAUUCAAAAAGGCCAAAGCAGAUACCAUGCAGGGCUAUAUGGACCACCUUGGCUCAAAUUUAGCCACAUGGCAUCUUUGGGAUCAUGAAGCAGCGGAUAUCUAGGUGGCAACAACUAAAUGGACCUUUUAUCAGGAUGCAUUAAAAGGUUAAAAUAUUGAGUACAGAUUUUCAAACAACUGACCUCUUAAUUUGAAAUUUUUGUCUAGUGGAAUGGAGUGGAGAAUAUAGCUUAAUUACGCAUAGAAGAAACAUCUUGUACUUCAUUCUUGGAAGUUUGUUUUGAUACGUGAUUAGUCUUGUCCUGUUCCUCCAGCAGUGUAUAUCACUAGCUUAUGGAGUAGAGUAUCUGCAUUUAGCUAAAUGUGACUGAUCAUGUCAAAUGCUGAAUUUGAUGUUCGCACACCUUCUUCAAGAAGUGAAAGUUAACUUAAUGGGUGAUGGUCAUAGGAAGGUAGAAUUCAUUCCAGAUCACUUUCAAGCUUCAACAUCAUCUGUGGACUCUCUUCCAAAGAAAACUUCAUCUAUUUCGCAUUCAGAAACUGAUACCUCUUCCAGGUCCAACAGCCGUUUGUGGGCUCGAAGAAAACUCAGAAGUGCUGCAGCCAUGUUGAACUUGUUUAGUCUACAGAAGCUACCUUGGGGAUCUGGUUCUGAUUGUCAGGAAAAGGUUGUGCUAACAGCAGUAGAAGUAGGAUCCCUUCGAUCGGAACUUGCUGAUAUAGAAGAAAGAGAAGCACAUUUGAAAGCUAAGUUGGAACAUCUUGAUGAAAUUCUACGAUCUGCUCGUUUGUCUGGUUAUUUGAACAUUCGGACUAGAUGGACAGCAUUGCCUGGAGAACCCCUUCCCAUUGAUGAUGCUGAUGUCGACGACCGGCUGCCACGCUUCGUUGUCCUUCAUGGGUCAUGCAUCUUCUUCUAUCUGUUGUCCACAGAUUUGAGCCCUCAGGACUCGACUCUACUCUCUGAUGUUGUUGAAUUAGGUCCUCUCCCAAGCUUUACACGAGAAGACGAGGAGACACAAUAUUCUUUCUAUAUAUUAACUCGUCAAGGACUCCGGUACGAGUGUUCAAGUGUCUCUAAAAUACAGGUGAGCUCUUGGUUGACUGCAUUACAAAUUGAUUGCAAAUUGGACCCCAAUAAAAUGGCUCUUACUGAUUCAAGUUAGACUUCAGAAUAUAUACAUAUUUGUAGAUAUGUCCUUUGAAAUAAAGUGAGAGCAUAGAUUAGCUAUGUGAAAUUUGUACAUAAUGUUUCUGUACAUAUAUAUAGAUGCAUUCUAACAAAAUAACAAAUCAUUGUAUUGAAUCAGUUGGACGUGCUAAUGAUCUUUGUAACCUAUUGUUCUAAUGAGCUAAGAACUUCUGACCACGUGAUCCAGUAAAA
This is a messenger RNA of Cornus florida, 3172 nucleotides long. RefSeq lists its product as uncharacterized. Lineage: Eukaryota; Viridiplantae; Streptophyta; Magnoliopsida; Cornales; Cornaceae. The coding region runs from base 2169 to 2954 and encodes 261 amino acids. The record is from RefSeq and is a predicted model, not a curated record. The transcript has 8 exons.